Ramularia collo-cygni is the source of this 1203-nucleotide messenger RNA. Its product is annotated as related to Cuticle-degrading protease. Lineage: Eukaryota; Fungi; Ascomycota; Dothideomycetes; Mycosphaerellales; Mycosphaerellaceae. Gene Ontology annotation, molecular function: serine-type endopeptidase activity. Gene Ontology annotation, biological process: proteolysis. The record is from RefSeq and is a predicted model, not a curated record. Bases 1 to 1203 code for a protein of 400 amino acids. The transcript has 2 exons.
AUGCCUUCCGUCCUCAGUCUCUUCCUGGCCCUUCUGCCAGUAGCCCUCGCUGUUCCGACCGUCAACAAAGUCCAGACUGCCAACACUGUGCAGGGCAAGUGGAUUGCCGAGCUCAACGACAACGUUGCCAUCGAGUCUGUCAUGAACACCAUCAAAGCCGUCACCGGUAUCAAGACCAAGCAUGAGUACUCUACCGACUCCUGGAAGGGUUUCUCCUUCGAAGGAUCAGAGGCUGUUGUCGACAUUCUCAGCACCUUUGGCUUCUUGAAGUCGGUUGAGCCAGACACCAAGGUUACCAUCCAGGCUCCAGUAUCCAGUCCCAACCCAUCGAUCCAGGUCAAGCGUGCUCUGACCACCCAGAGCGGCGCCAUCUAUGGCCUUGCCCGUAUCUCUCACCGCAGCAAGGGCCAAAGCGGCUACAUCUAUGACAGCGGCGCAGGAUCUGGAAGUUACAUCUACGUGAUUGACACUGGUAUCAACUCCGCACACCAGGCUUUCGGAGGAAGAGCCAUCCAAGGCGCCAACUUUGUUGACGGCGAGUCCAUCGCCGACGGCAACGGACACGGAACUCACUGCUCCGGCACAACUGCCUCAUCCACCUACGGCGUUGCCAAGAAGGCGACCGUCAUUGGUGUCAAGGUGCUUGACUCUCAAGGAAGCGGUUACAACUCCGACAUCCUGGCUGGUAUCAACUGGGUGAUCAACGACGCUAAGAGCCGUGGUGGUGUUGGCCGAUCCGUCAUUUCAAUGUCUCUCGGAGGCGGGUACAGCGACCAGACCAACAGCGCUGUCCGUUCCGCCACUAACGCKGGAAUCUUCGCUGCYGUCGCCGCCGGGAACGAGAACCAAGAUGCUGGCAACACCUCACCAGCUUCCGAGUCGUCUGCUUGCACUGUGGGCGCAAUUGAUUCAAAUGACAACCGCGCUUCCUUUUCCAACUAUGGAUCGUUCCUCGACAUCUUUGCUCCAGGUGUGAAUAUCCUGUCAACGUGGAUCGGAUCCACCACAGCAACAAACACCAUCUCCGGUACAUCCAUGGCCACCCCUCACAUCGCUGGUCUUGCCGCCUACCUCAUUGCACUCGAGGGACCACGCAGCCCAUCUGCUCUCUGCCAGCGCAUUCAGUCUCUCUCGACCAAGAACCAGAUCCCCAACCCCAACGGCUCUGUUAACUACAUUGCAUACAACGGAAACGGUGCUUGA